Lolium rigidum is the source of this 2532-nucleotide messenger RNA. RefSeq names its product probable ethylene response sensor 2. Gene Ontology annotation, biological process: signal transduction; phosphorylation. The coding region runs from base 616 to 2532 and encodes 638 amino acids. Gene Ontology annotation, cellular component: endoplasmic reticulum. The transcript is spliced from 6 exons. NCBI's taxonomy places the organism in Eukaryota, Viridiplantae, Streptophyta, Magnoliopsida, Poales, Poaceae. The record is from RefSeq and is a predicted model, not a curated record. Gene Ontology annotation, molecular function: phosphorelay sensor kinase activity; ethylene binding; ethylene receptor activity.
UAACGGCGGGGUGUCGCGUCCCCGCUUUCACAUCCAACAGAAACCAAAAGGGCGCUUUUUUCUGGUCACUUGCAGCUCCAGAGACAUCCCCUCCGGUCCAAUCUCUCUCCGCAUUCCAACAAUCGCGGCAGCUACUACGGCACAGGAACACCCAGCAGCAGAUCGAGUCGCCUCCCAGUUCUCCCAUCCCUCUCCUACCGUGGGCUAAGGUCAACACGUGAGCAGCUCUCGCUUCGAUUGGUCGUUUCUUGGUCCCGCCGGCGCCGUGGUGCUGUUCUUGGUUCCGGCGCGGGCGUGGGUCUGUACUCGCGAUCGCCGCGGUUUCCCUUGUGCGGCUGGGCGAGCAGCUAGAGGAGCUGCCUCCUUUUCCCGCUGCUGUUGUUGCGGUGGAUUCUUCUUCUUGCUCUGCGGCCGUCCAGUUUGCCGCGUCUUGUUGGUCUGGUCAAGCCAGACGCACGCCGGCACCGCGGACAGGCAAGGCCUGCGGCGGCAGACCAGAGCAGAGUAGAGCGGGCAAAGGAAAGAGAGGGGCUGAAGUGCUUUGUUCAGGUGGGACUGUGGUGGCGCUUGUUUCAAGAAUUGCAGCUUUUCGGUAACACUUUUCGCUGUUAACGGAUGGAUGGAUGUGAUUGCAUCGAGCCACUAUGGCAGGCGGAUGAUCUCCUUGUUAAGUAUCAGUACAUAUCCGACUUCUUUAUUGCAAUUGCGUACUUCUCGAUUCCUUUGGAGCUCAUAUACUUUGUCAAGAAGUCGUCGUUCUUCCCUUACCGAUGGGUGCUCAUACAGUUUGGCGCCUUCAUUGUUCUUUGUGGGGCAACACACCUGAUAAACUUGUGGACCUUCAGCACGUAUUCCAAGACUAUAGCGGUUGUAAUGACAGUGUCGAAAGCCGCGACAGCGGUUGUUUCAUGCAUAACGGCAUUGAUGCUUGUGCACAUAAUUCCUGAUUUAUUGAGCGUCAAAUUGAGGGAGAGGUACCUGAAGGAUAAGAAUGAGGAGCUUGACAAAGAGAUGGGGAUUAUAAAAACACAGGAGGAGACAGGGAGACAUGUCCACAUGCUCACACAUGAGAUAAGGAGUACACUUGACAGACACACAAUUUUGAGAACUACACUUGUUGAGUUGGGAAGGACUCUUGGAUUAGCAGAAUGUGCCCUUUGGAUGCCAUCCCGCUCUGGAACAGCCCUUCACUUGUCACAUACAAUCCAUAACACUGCUCCCCUUGGCUUAGUUGUUCCUACCAAUCUUCCGGUUGUUUCAAAGGUUUUUAAUAGUAACCAUGCGGAAAGCAUCCCACAUACUUCCCCGUUAGCUUCAAUAAAGGCUGACACAAGUAGGUAUGUGCCACCAGAGGUCGUAGCUGUCCGUGUUCCACUGCUGCACCUUAGAAAUUUCGAAAUAAAUGAUUGGCCUGAGCUAUCUGCAAAAAGCUUCGCUGUAAUGGUUUUGAUGCUGCCUCCAGACAGUGCAAGAAAAUGGCGCACCCAUGAACUGGAGCUUGUUGAAGUUGUUGCUGAUCAGGUGGCAGUUGCACUGUCUCAUGCCGCCAUUUUGGAAGAGUCCAUGAGGGCUCGUGAUCUACUAAUGGAGCAAAAUAUUGCCCUUGAUGCGGCACGUAGAGAGGCGGAAAUGGCUAUAUGUGCUCGUAAUGAUUUUCUUGCUGUGAUGAACCAUGAAACACGGACUCCUAUGAAAGCAAUCGUGUCUUUAUCCUCCCUUCUUUUAGAAACAGUUCUUACGGCUGAACAGCGCCUAAUGAUUGAGACAAUACUAAAGAGUAGUGAUUUUCUAGCAACUCUUACAAAUGAUGUUUUGGACAUUUCCAAGCUUGGGAAUGGAAGCCUUGAGCUAGAGAUUGCACCUUUUAAUCUGCAUGCCACCUUUACAGAUGUGGUUAAUUUGAUUAAGCCAGUGGCUGCAUGCAAAAAGCUCUCAGUAAUGGUUUCCUUGGCUCCAGACUUACCUGCAUGUGCAAUUGGCGAUCGCAAGCGAUUGAUGCAAAUAUUGUUAAAUAUUGCUGGCAACUCUGUUAAGUUCACAAAGGAGGGUCACAUUUCAAUUACAGCUUCUAUAGCCAGGCCAGAUUCUUUGAGGGACCCAUAUGCUCCUAACGUCCAUCCAGUUCCCUCGGAUGGGUCAUUCUACUUGGUUGUUCAGGUAAAAGACACCGGCCGUGGAAUUAUACCGGAGGAUAUGGCUCACAACUUCAGAAAAUUUGCACACAGUGAGAAUGCAACAGCGAAACGUCACACCGGAAAUGGGUUGGGCCUGGCCCUCUCCAGAAGAUUCGUGAGCCUAAUGCAGGGGGAUAUCUGGCUCGAAAGCGAAGGCAAAGGGAAGGGCUGCACCGCGACGUUUUUUGUGAGACUAGGCACGCCCAGCAGGAAACCGAACGCGAAUCCCCGAAGAAUGAUGCCGUCACCUUUACAACCAAACCAAGGAGGUAGAGGCCCCGGCACUGAUGCUCACAGCAUAUCAAUAAUGGAUGGCGACACAGGGCUCCCUAGAGCCCGCUACCAGUCGAUUGCGUGA